AUGGUGGUUCUUACAGUUGCCUUGGCCUUACUGGCUAGCCAUGUUCCGAAGGCCUUAGGUCUUGUCUAUCUUGCCAACAUCACGAAUACUCCCAGUGGCCUUUCCAGCUCCUGCAUCCAAGUACUGAAACAAGGGGUCGACUGCGAUGCCGUGCUUCUGGAUAUCGACGCUGCAUUUUACGAAACUGAUGCGGUGCUGAGUUCAUUGUGCACAACCGCUUGUACUUCCGCUCUCACGACGUAUCAGCGGAGAGUGUCUGGCGCAUGCGGCACCAGCAGGUAUACCGACCAUGAAGGAUGGUCGUAUCUAGCCUCGUACGACUUUCAGGAGCGUUAUGAGGCAUACCAAGCUGUUUGUCUUCAGGACUCGUCUGGCCGAAGAUGUAACGCUGCGAUUCGCGACGCCCUUCACAUGGAUCCAGAUGCGAUGACAACAUCGGCAGCCCCAGCCCGUUGGUUGCGACUAACACACAUGAGCAAAGAGCCGACUCUCGCCUGCGACAGUUGCUUCCUCUCCAGUAUUGCGUUGCGCAUCCAACAACCCCUUGCGUCUGACGAGCUGUUGGCAUCGAAAUUUUCAUCUUUGACAUCGUCUUGCGGCAGCACCACAAUUGCCAUCACAACACCAGCAGAAACUACCUGGGCUAUUCCCCCAACCUCAGAACCUACAUCGACCCCUGAGUGUGUGGGAACGACAUACACCUUGCAGUCUGGCGACACUUGCUUGAGUAUUUCCAAGAGCCGCGGUGUCAGUACCUCACAGCUCCUGGCCGCCAACCACCUUCCGGCGUUCUGUUCCAACUUCCCCAAUUCUGGAACGAUCUGUAUUCCCGACAGUGUUUCAUGUAAGCCGUACGAGAUGGUCAAGGGUGAUAAAUGCCGCGACGUCGCGUCGAAAAACGGCAUCAGCUGGACGCAGGUCGUGACCUGGAACCCUGAACUCGGCAAAGCGUGCGAAUACAUCGACAACUUUGCGUCCAGAGGCUACAUUCUCUGCGCCUCGAAUCCCGGAGGAUCUUGGGUUCACCCGUUCCCCGAGGACGAGGUCGACAUGCCUUCACCGAAAACAACCGCGAUCCACCCCACGCCGACUGUGGACUUUGAGAGCUUUGAAGCUAUGCCGAGCCCGACGCGCGCAGAUUUGCUUCCUAACCUGGGCCUGCUGAAGCCACUAGCUAACGGAACACGCAAGGACUGCGCAAACUACGCAGAGGCGCCGAUUGAGUUGAACGCUACGAUCACAUACGACUGCCAGGAAGUUGCCGCAAUCUACGACGUCAGCGUGGAUGACCUCAAGGAGUGGAACCCAGACCUCGCAGUCACUCCCGGCCUCGAAAGCACCUGCGAGCUCCAGGGCGGUUACCGCUACUGCGUGUCGCCCGACGAGCGACGAUGGCCAGAUAUGACCGAGUACUGCGUCCGGGAGACCAUCGCCGAGCCCGGAUGGAGUUGCGCAGACUACGCAUUCUGGUAUGGGGUCAAUGUGACACACCUCAACGAGUGGAAUCCAAACAUUGGGGGAAAAUGCGAGAACUUCCACACAGGCCAAAUCUCAAGCUGCACCCGCUGGGUCAUUGCAAACGCCACCGAAGCUGGCGUCAACCCUUGCGAUCAGUUCGUGAACAACAUCAAGAUUCCCAAGGCCCGCUUCGUGGCAUGGAACCCCUCCGUAGGAUCAGAUUGCUCUGGUGUUGUCAAGAACUACGACUACUGUGUUGCCAUUCCGACUUGGCAGCCGCCGGCGUAA
Molecule: messenger RNA, 1746 nt
Organism: Colletotrichum destructivum
Lineage: Eukaryota; Fungi; Ascomycota; Sordariomycetes; Glomerellales; Glomerellaceae
Product: Putative LysM domain-containing protein
Exons: 8
Coding region: 1-1746 (581 amino acids)
Source: RefSeq, a predicted model, not a curated record